Auanema sp. JU1783 is the source of this 2859-nucleotide messenger RNA. The record is from the annotation of a GenBank genome assembly. NCBI's taxonomy places the organism in Eukaryota, Metazoa, Nematoda, Chromadorea, Rhabditida, Rhabditidae.
AUGAGGUUUGAUUGGCUGGAGAGGCGGAUAGCCUCAGGCUUUAAUCGCUAUGGUCACUUCUUAUCUAAUAACCCGUUACCGUUUGUAGUUUUUCCAUUACUGGUCACUCUGGCCAUGACAGCAGGUUUCUUACAUUUGGAUCCACUAACCGAUGCUGUUUACUUGUUCACUCCUCUUGGUUCUCCUAGUAAAUAUGAACGUCAAGCUAUACAUGAAAAGUGGCCUCUAACAGACGAUAAUUAUAUUCCUGGAAGAGCUGUAACGCAAAGCAGAGAAAUUCAGGUUACCGCCCUUGCACGUAAUGGAGGGAAUAUCCUCGAAAGCGAGUUCGCGGAAGCAGUCUUCCGCCUAGAUAGUUAUAUACAGAAUAGAAUUCGGGUUCUCUUCAAGGGAAAAUAUUAUACCUAUAGGGAUUUAUGUUUACAAUUCAAAGGGAGCGGCUGUCCUGGAAAUAAACAUAUUCACAUUCUCUCCGAUCUUUACAAUCAUGGAUUCAACAUUACAUUCCCAUAUUUCCGUUUUGGAACAGAAAGCGGAUACUUGGGUUCAGCUAUGGGCGGAGUUUCGUUGAUGAAUACAGAGAAUGGUACUUCUAUUCUAGCUGGCGCUAGAGCAUGGUUCAUGAUUUAUCAUCUUAAGUUCCAUCCAUUAGAAACAAGUUACAUAUCAGGACUUUGGGAGAAUGAGCUUGGAAGACAUCUACAGAACUAUCCUGAAGAUCCUUAUAUUUCUAUUACGUACUUCCAUUCUCAAACGUUAGCAGACGAAUUGAAAAGAAAUGCUGACUCUUUAGUUCCAAGAUUCGUGAUUGCUUUCACGCUAUUGGUGAUAUUUUCUGCUAUAUGCUCUAUCUCUUUCAUCGAGAACUCAUAUUCCAUUGAUUGGACAUUGAGCAAGAUGGUUUUAUCCGUUUUGGGUGUGGUAAAUGCUGGAAUGGGAAUAAUGAGUGGAAUUGGCUUACUCUUACUCUGCGGAAUGCCUUAUAAUGAUAUUGUCGCUGUUAUGCCUUUCUUGGUCGUCGCCGUCGGUACGGAUAAUAUGUUCUUGAUGGUAGCCUCGGUUCGUCGCACUCCUCGUUCGCACUCUGUUGGAGAGAGAAUGGGCGAAUGCAUGGCCGACGCUGCUGUAUCUAUACUGAUCACAGCAUCCACAGAUGCCUUCUCUUUUGGGGUUGGAGCUAUAACUACUAUACCAGCUGUACAGAUUUUCUGUGUUUACACCGGAGUGGCCAUUAUUUUCGCUUUCUUCUAUCAAAUUACUUUCUUUGCUGCAUUGUUAGCCAUUUAUACAAAGUAUGAAGAGGAAGGCAAAAACUCCGUCUUUGUUAAUAUCACAACUGUCCCUGGGCAGGAAAUCAAGAGCGCUUCAAUCAUCCAAAGAAUAUUCAAUAUGGGAUCCCGUGUCAGAAAAGAUGUCUCUGAUCACAAGGAUACCAUAACUGAACCCAUCACCGCAAAAUUCUUCAAAAAUUGGUUUGCUCCAAUGCUAAUGAAUCCCAUCAUCCGCUGUAUUUCAAUCGCUUGGUUUAUAAUAUAUUUGAUAGGAGCUUAUUACGGAUGCACACAGCUCAAAGAAGGCUUAGAACCCAUUAACCUCUUAGUGGAAGACAGUUAUGCCAUCCCCCACUACAAACUUCUUCAAGAAUAUUUCUGGAAAUAUGGUGCAACAUUACAAAUUGUUGUUAAUAAUGCUCCUGAUAUGAGAAACUCAACCUCUAGACAAAGAAUCAAAGCUAUGGUGGGAGAUAUGGCUACCACCCGUCACUCGAUAGGAAUGGAGUCUGUGCAAUUUUGGAUGGAGGAAAUGGAGAGAUAUUACUCGACGCAAUUAGACAUGGGUAUAAAUGAUGUUGCCUUCUAUGGCAUGCUCAGACAUUGGCUUGCUAGUAAGCAUAAUAACAUGUUCACUGAAGAUUUGGUUUGGGGACAUGAUACUGUUGGAGAAGAUAUUGUAACGGCUUUCCGAUUUGUUAUUGGCAUGCGCGAUAUUGCUUCUACCACUGAUCAGACUGAUGCGACAAUGCUUUUCCGAGAAGUAGCGGGAAGAUGGCCAGAGUUUAAUAUAACAACUUUCAUGCCUCUUUGGUUGUUCACGGAUCAGUAUGUGAUUAUAGUUCCAAACACGGUGCAAAAUAUUAUUAUCGCCUUAUUCUGUAUGAUUGCUAUUGCGUUCUUCCUUAUCCCACAACCUAUGUGCGCUCUCUGGGUUGCUUUGGCUUGUGCUUCAAUUGACUUUGGUGUCAUCGGGUAUAUGACGCUCUGGGGUGUAAAUUUGGAUGCCAUUUCUAUGAUCACGAUCAUCAUGUCUAUAGGAUUUUCUGUUGAUUUUUCCGCUCACAUUACUUAUGGAUAUGUAGUCUCUCCAGAAUCUGAUCCUAAAGAGAAAAUUCGUGAUGCUUUAGCGGCUUUGGGAUGGCCUCUGUUCCAAGGUGGUUUGUCUACCAUUAUUGCUGUUUCUGUUUUAGCUGAUAUCCCCGCCUACAUGAUUGUUACGUUCUUCAAAACCGUUGUUAUCUCAAUCACACUUGGACUUCUCCAUGGUCUCAUCUUCUUACCAGUUUUACUUUCAAUCUUUGUGAGGGGCUGUUGUAUUGUUGAUGCUCCAAGCCAUUCACCUACAGUUAAAGCAAAAGUUACGCCUAUGCUUGAAAAAGGCUCAUAUUAUUCCAACAGUUCACCCUCUACUGGCUACGGAACAGGUCCAUCAUCCAUAAACGAUGGGUCACCCAUAGCUGGUUCAAUCAUCCCACCACUACCAGAGAUCAAAUUUGACUCACCAGCAUCUCUAAGCUUUGAAGCUAGUCCAGCAGUCCAUAAUAGGUCACGACAGUCAACUAAAUCGCCUAAUCAUUGUGAGUAG